GCAGGUUGUCCUCUGAGGUGUCUGAAGAGGAACAUUGAAGUUUUGCAUGCAGUGCAGCCCGGCUCAUAAACCAUCUAGCCGCUAGGACCACACCGGACCCGGCGGGCUUGCCGUCUGCUGGGGCCCGCCGACGAGGCGAUGCGCGCCGUGACCCGCACGAUGCUGCAUGCUUCAAGCUGAAAGCUUCAUCCAACUUCAAGAUGGGCGAGGAAAAUUUGGAGGGUCGUGUUUCUGCACUUGAGGACAAGAUCUUUGGAGAUCUAGAUAAAAAUGAGCAAUAUACGAAGGCGACCGAUGUUAUCCUGGGCUUCAAUAGUCGGAUGGGCAACGUUCUCGGAGACUACGAACGCGCCGUGAUGAUAAUGAAGAGACUGGAGGAGCUGGAGUCGUACCUGGACCCGCUGUACGGUGAGCAGCUGACCGCCACUCCCGCCGCGCUGGCCUCCGAGCUGCUGGCCACCGAGGGGCAGCUGGCCCAGGUUUCCCAGCAGCUGGACAAAGUCCGCCAGCUGGCACCGCUGCUCGACAGCGAACACAUCAAAGGCGCUGGGGAGCUGCGCGGCCGUCUGGAGGCGGUCAGCGAGCGCCACCUGUCGCAGGCGCAGCGGCUCACCGAACUGCAGGCGGCCGGCCAGCGGCUGGCUCACGCCUACGCACAGGCGGUGGCCACACUCGGCGAGAGUUUGCUGCAGCUGGAGGAGCGUGUGGCGCGCGUGGAGGCCGCGAACUGAGCGCCCGGAGUCGGGACCACAUGGAGGACUGGUGGGCUGAUCGGACCGGGUUGGGUGCUGUAUCGCGGGAGGACGCAGACAGCCUGAGGAAGGACAGCUGACAGACAGAUGAAGUCUGGUGUGACCGAGUCGACUGUGACGGGUCGAGGGGCGUUACGGGCGCGCCCGGACCGGGGUGCGGGGGGAUGGGGGGGAGGGGUCCGGUGGGUGAGGUGGAGCCGGGUUUGGAUCCGUCAGUAGCGGUGUGGCCGGGUUCCCGUGUACCGUUUGGUGCCGCCUAAGAGCUGAGGAAGCUGUCGACCAUACUGCGGAGGGGAUGUGUUUGGUGUGUACUGUGUAUCAAGCAUUGCGAAGUUUGCUGCUUUUCUUGAGCUGGGUGAGAGUGAUAGCACCAAAGUUAAUUAUUGCAGAAUAAUUUAUUUUUGUCGUCCUUGAUAUAUGCACAUGGGGUUCUUUAAUGCGUGAGCAUUGUACGUUCCUGUUUCACCGUCUGCGUGGAGGCUAACUCGCUGGUUUUUUAUCAGUAGGAUGUUAUCGGAUAGAUGGUAGUCGACACUAGAUUAUUACUCUCUAGUCUGCAUAGCAAAAAGUUGAGCCAACUUUCGCAACAGUUGACAUCGCGCGUAUUUGACUUAGGUUUCAUAUAUCAAUGGCUCAAGUGCUUUCCGCUGCUUCAAAAUGCGUAUUUCAGUUAUUAUUUUUGUGCAAGGUUUGGUGGCGAUCUAAGGAGGUGAAUAAAACUUAAGUUUUUU
Messenger RNA from Amphibalanus amphitrite, 1483 nucleotides. RefSeq lists its product as uncharacterized. Bases 201 to 731 code for a protein of 176 amino acids. Gene Ontology annotation, biological process: cytoskeleton-dependent cytokinesis. Gene Ontology annotation, cellular component: dynactin complex. The transcript has 5 exons. NCBI's taxonomy places the organism in Eukaryota, Metazoa, Arthropoda, Thecostraca, Balanomorpha, Balanidae. The record is from RefSeq and is a predicted model, not a curated record.